Messenger RNA from Radiomyces spectabilis, 765 nucleotides. RefSeq lists its product as uncharacterized. Bases 131 to 703 code for a protein of 190 amino acids. NCBI's taxonomy places the organism in Eukaryota, Fungi, Mucoromycota, Mucoromycetes, Mucorales, Radiomycetaceae. The record is from RefSeq and is a predicted model, not a curated record. The transcript has 2 exons.
GCCACGGACCGCUGGUUCUGUACUUUCUUUCACUCUUCUUCUCUGCUCUUUAUUUCUCCUUUAAUGGAUUCCCCGAUACUCUGCGAGAUUCCUUCCCAUUCACACACUUCCCCAUUGUGUACCAAAGGCGAUGCCUUUUGUAAGGUGCUCGGGCUACCCAAUAACCCAGAGAAUAAACGGAAAGCCAAGGCAACUAUUAGCAAGAGCCCCUUCAAAGUUGUCUACCACCGCGAUCUUGGGCCGUCCAUUCCUAUCCCAAUGGCUCCCCCUGCCAUAUCCAAUGACCCUGAGGUGUGGCUGGAAUAUCCCGAUACCGAUGAAGAGGACGAUUUUCAGCCUGCCAACUAAAAGAAAAGAAGUCCAUGCUACGAAAGGAAUUCAAUGCUCCCCACAAACUGUUGUCAAUCGGAGAUUAAGUAGAGGAAGGCAACUUUUGAAGGAAGCAAGCAUGUAUAUCCUAAAAGCAGUUAUGACCGUUGAGGAGUCCAAUCCGGAAGACGUGCACAUGUAUGCCAGACAUCCGUGGAACUUCAGAAAUUCUUCGAACAUAUUUUCCAAACCAUUAAGUGCCGUCAAGCUCGACCAUUUCCAGCUGGAUGUGCCCUUUUUGUCUUACUUGUUUUGCUUUCCUUUUUGUGUCUCUUGUUUGGAUCUUCCGCUCUUUGCACUUCGCGUGCUUUAUUUUAUUUUGAUGAUAGAUUAGACCAUCGCAGAUAAAAGCGAUUAAUUCUUUUUUCGAAAUAAAAACAUAGUUUAUAACUCUAG